AAUUUUUACCCGUUGAACAGCCGUUUGCCAGCCGUCGUCGACCUUUUCCUCUGGCGUUCUUAUCACUUGCACUUGGUGGUGCCCGCAGCAGAUUAUUUUUCUAGAAAUACCAUCAGUUUUCUGGUUGCCGUCGCAUUCCUCGAACCAGUCCGCUCCCUUCAAUAAUAAUUUGACGCUCACGAUGGCCGCUUCCACCAGGGUCUUCUCCAGAAUCGCAGUAUGCAAUUUAAUGGGCAUACGAUCAUCAUCAAAUACAGUUGAUCCGCGCAUUUAUGCGGAAACUAGAAAAAAUUUACUACUCACUAAGGAUACUAAAGUAAUUUGUCAAGGGAUGACUGGUAAACAAGGAACAUUCCAUUCUACUCAGGCUAUAGAGUAUGGAACUUGUAUGGUAGGCGGUGUCUCUCCUGGCAAAGGUGGAAAAACUCAUUUAGGUUUACCAAUUUUCAACUCUGUCAAAGAAGCACGAGAUGAAACUGGAGCGGAUGCUACAGUUAUUUAUGUACCACCACCGGGCGCCGCAAAAGCAAUCUCAGAAGCUAUUGAUGCUGAGGUUCCUUUAAUUGUCUGUAUUACAGAAGGAAUUCCCCAACAAGACAUGGUACGAGUGAAACAUAAAUUAAUUAGACAGAACAAAUCUAGAUUGCUUGGACCUAAUUGUCCUGGAAUCAUUGCUCCAGAACAAUGUAAAAUUGGUAUUAUGCCUGGUCAUAUUCAUUUGAAAGGAUCUGUUGGUGUUGUGUCUCGGUCAGGUACACUUACUUAUGAAGCAGUUCAUCAAACAUCUCAAGUUGGUCUUGGGCAAACACUGUGUGUUGGUAUUGGUGGUGAUCCAUUCAAUGGUACCGAUUUUAUAGAUUGCUUGGAAGUAUUUUUACAAGACCCAAAUACACACGGUAUUAUUCUCAUUGGUGAGAUUGGCGGUCAACAAGAAGAAAUGGCUGCUGAAUAUUUGAUAGAACAUAAUACUGGUCCAAAUGCCAAACCAGUUGUAUCAUUCAUUGCUGGACUAACAGCACCACCCGGUCGCAGAAUGGGCCAUGCUGGAGCAAUCAUAUCUGGGGGAAAAGGUGGAGCUCAAGAUAAAAUUAAUGCAUUAGAAAAGGCUGGUGUGGUCGUUACUAGGAGCCCAGCUGCAAUGGGAAUUGAAUUAUCUAAAUUGAUGAAGAAGUGAAUUCAUAAAUUGUUUGUUGGCUGUUAGUUUGGUAUUAUAUUUGUAAACUAUGGUGAUAUAGACUUAACGCGUUUUACCAUUGCAUUAAUUGGGUUAAAAUGGCUUUAAUUAGGAAUAAUGACUGCAUAAUUUUCCCUAUAAAUUUAAAAAUUCCAUUUUACCAUACAAAGCAGUACAAUGGUCCUUUUCAAUCCUUAAAUAUAUUUCAGUAAAAACGCUUUUGCUGAAUAGUCUUGAAAAUAAAUUAAAAAUUGGCACAAAAAAAUUAGCUGCACUUUUCGUUAGAUUAUUUUAUCUAAAUAAAAUCUGUUGAAUUGUACAGUUGUAAUAAAAUUACAUCAUAGUAUUAAAACCUAACGUUUUGUAAGUUAUAUUGUACUGUUAACCAUUUUGAAAAUCGUUAAAAUAUAAUUGUAUGUUGUUUUAUUUGAUCAACUAUAUCCUAUUCAAUAGAAAAAACUAGUAUAAAUCUUUUUCAAACCUGUUCAUUAAAUAUAAAAUAUGUGUAAAUUUUGCAUAACCAUAAGAAUCAAAUUAAAAAAAUUAAUAAAAUUUGGUAUUGUUUUGUCUAUAACAGACAAUUAAAUAUAGUUAUUCACCUUUUUAUAGUUAAAAAAUUAAGUGAGAAUAACUUUAAUCCUUCCUGUUAUAUUUUUGCCAUUAUAAUGGUAAAUACUAAAAUGAACAAAAGUAUUUCCUUCUGUUACCUAUAUUAAAAUUUACUAUAUUUAUUUAACAUUAUAAUUUUUAUUUUAAUAAUAAAAUAAUAAUAUUUUAUCAAGUUAAAAAUAUUUUCCCAUUAUUAUUUUGUAUUAUGAAUUAUAAUUAUGUUCAUAAGUUUAUAACAUUAAAAUACAUUCUUAAUAUUUAAA
Acyrthosiphon pisum (pea aphid) is the source of this 2046-nucleotide messenger RNA. It is a transcript of the gene Scsalpha1, whose product is annotated as Succinyl-coenzyme A synthetase alpha subunit 1. Gene Ontology annotation, biological process: tricarboxylic acid cycle. NCBI's taxonomy places the organism in Eukaryota, Metazoa, Arthropoda, Insecta, Hemiptera, Aphididae. The record is from RefSeq and is marked validated. Gene Ontology annotation, molecular function: succinate-CoA ligase (GDP-forming) activity; succinate-CoA ligase (ADP-forming) activity. Gene Ontology annotation, cellular component: succinate-CoA ligase complex (ADP-forming); mitochondrion.